UGUCCGUAUCCAUGUCCGUGCCCAUGUCCGUGCCCAUGUCCGUAUCCGUUUCCCUGUCCGUAUCCCUGUCCGUGUCCGUAUAUAUGUCCGUGUCGCUGUCCGUAUAUGUGUCCCUGUCCGUAUCCCUGUCCGUAUAUAUGUCCCUGUCCGUAUAUAUGUCCCUAUCCCUGUCCGUAUCCCAGCCCGUGUCCCCCAUUCCCGCAUUCCCGGCCGGAAGCGCGCAGGGCGCGGGGAGGCGGAAGCGCGCGCGGGGCCGCGGCCCAAAGAUGGCGGCGAAAACACAGGGCGGGAUCCGCCUGAGCGCGCUUUGCCCCAAGUUCUUGCACACCAACUCCACCAGUCACACCUGGCCCUUCAGUGCAAUUGCAGAGCUCAUAGAUAAUGCCUAUGACCCUGAUGUAAAUGCAAAGCAGAUCUGGAUUGACAAGACAGUCAUCAACGACAACAUCUGCCUGACGUUCACUGACAAUGGGAAUGGGAUGAACUCGGACAAGCUGCACAAAAUGCUAAGCUUCGGCUUCAGCGAGAAGUCGGUGAUGAACGGGCGGGUGCCGGUGGGGUUGUACGGGAACGGCUUCAAGUCGGGCUCCAUGAGGCUGGGCAAGGACGCCAUCGUCUUCACCAAGAACGGCGACACCAUGAGCGUGGGGCUCCUGUCCCAGACCUUCCUGGAGGUCACCAAGGCAGAGCACGUCAUGGUGCCCAUCGUCACCUUCACCAGCCAGCGACAGAUCAGCGACCCAGCAGAAUCCAAGAACAGCCUGAAGGCCAUCCUGACACAUUCCUUGUUUUCCACUGAGGAGAAACUGCUGGCAGAGCUCGAUGCCAUCAUGGGGAAAAAGGGAACCAGGAUUAUCAUUUGGAAUCUUAGGAAAGAUAAAAAUGAAAAACCAGAGUUUGACUUUGACAAGGAUAAAUAUGACAUCAGAAUUCCAGAAGACUUGGAUGAAACGGGCAAAAGAGGAUAUAAAAAACAGGAGAGACUGGACCAGAUUGUUCCAGAAAGCGACUACUCCCUGCGAGCUUACUGCAGCAUUUUGUACCUGAAGCCAACCAUGCAGAUCAUCCUGAGAGGACAGAAAGUGAAAACACAGCUGGUUUCCAAAAGCUUGGCCUUCAUUGAGCGUGACAUAUACAGGCCCAAAUUUCUGAAUGCCAAAACGGUAAGAAUUACAUUUGGAUUUAACUGCAGAAACAAAGAUCAUUAUGGAAUAAUGAUGUACCACAAAAACAGGCUCAUCAAAGCUUAUGAAAGAGUUGGCUGCCAGCUGAAGGCAAACAACAUGGGGGUCGGUGUCGUUGGGAUUAUUGAGUGCAACUUCCUCAAACCAACCCACAACAAACAAGACUUCGACUACACAAAUGAAUACAGACUCACAAUAGCAGCACUGGGAGAGAAGCUCAACGAUUACUGGAAUGAAAUGAAGAGGAAGAAGAACGAGGAAUAUCCCUUGGCUCCGCCAGUUGAGGAGAUCCAAAAGCAGCCAGACCAGACGUGGGUGCAGUGCGACGCGUGCCUGAAGUGGCGGAAGCUCCCGGACGGAAUCGAGCACUUGCCGGAGAAGUGGUACUGCUCCCUGAACCCUGACCCACAGUUCCGGAAUUGUAACGUGCCCGAGGAGCCGGAAGAUGACGAUUUGAUACAUCCGACCUACGAGAAAACGUACAAGAAAAAAGACAGGGAAAAACUGAGGAAGAGACUGGAUUACAGCCACCAGAUCAAUAAUGAAAUAUUUUUAAAAACAUCUGUUUCUUCAAGUAAAGACUUCAAAACAUUCACAGCUGUGAGUGGAAAGGAAGCUGUUCCAAGGUUGCUUUUACCAAAAUCAUCAGAUGCUCCUAUCAGAAGAUCUCUGCCUAUUUUAAUCAAAUCAGUCACUUCCCUCCAUCCAGACGCUGACAGCAGCCUCAAGCGGAGGGCGCAGAGCUGUGGGACACCCGUGUCCUUGAAGACACCCCGCCUGAGUGACAGAGCAGCCAACCACCACGAUGAGGGCGAUGGUGACGAUGAUGAUGAUGAUGAAGAUGUCAUCAUCUUAGAGGAGAGCAGCACUCCAAAGCCUUCGGCGGAUCCCGACGCUCCCGCGGUCAAAACCGAGUGCAUCAGUUUGGAUCGGGAGGAGAAGCGGAAGGAGACCCGCGAGGUGGGAGAGCUUUGCACUGCGACCACCUCAGAAGCCAGGAGCGAACAGCUGAGCUCAGCGACACAGACGGAGCUGCCAGGCCUGGUGGUUAAAAAGGAAGAGGUGGAAGAUGAAAUCCCAGUGGAAAUUCCCGGGGCAGGGGUGGAAACCGAGCGGCACAAGGUGAACGGUGUUCCCGAGACACCUGCAGAGACUGACAAUGAACUGAGAAAUCAGCUGCAGUUGUUACACAGAGAGAAGGAAAUGUACCAAAACAAAUGCGAGGCAUUGACCAAACAGGUAGAAACACUGGAGGAGAGGCUUUUGGAAAUGAAUAAUAAGUAUGUAAAGAAGGAAAUGUGCCACCAGUCAACAGAGACAGUUCCCUCGGGUGAGGAGGAAAGUGCCAACGGGAGGAGCUUGGCAGAAGUGACUGUUCUCUACGAGCAGGCCUUGGGAGAAGUAGCAAAGCUGCAGGAGCAGUGCAAUACCCUGCAGAACCUAAAAACUGAGUGCAGCAAAUGUGCUGAUGGGGAGAGCAAGAGUGAGGUGGAGGAAAUGGCCGUGCAGCUGGACAAUGUGUUCAGGCAGCUGGACAAGUGCAGCAUCGAGAGGGACAGGUACAAAAGUGAGAUUGAACUACUAGAAGUGGAAAAAAACCAAAUGGCCUGUCAGUGUGAAGAGCUCAAGGCAGAACUCGCCCAGCUGAAAGCUUCAAUUCCACAAGCAGUUGCACAUGCAAAUGGUUCUACCACCAGUAAUGUAGAAGAGACUGUAAAUUUUUCUGAUGGAGAAAGCCUGAAACUCCGCUCUCUGCGAGUGAACGUUGGACAACUUCUGGCCACGAUGCUGCCUGACCUGGACCUGCAGCAAGUCAAUUAUGACAUUGAUGUCGUGGAUGAAAUCCUAGGGCAGGUCGUAGAACAAAUGCAUGAAAUCAGUAGUACUUAAUAUCUUCCCCUUUCAGCAGAGUUUUAGUUGAUCUUCCAUCAUAACCUUCCUGGAGGUUCCAAAAUGUAUAUAAAUGCCUGUUCCCCUGGUCUCCAGUUUUAUCUCUGAGUGUAUGGACUGGGCACGUUUCCAUGUUCCCACAGGUGCAGUGGGUGUUCCCUUCGCUCCCUCUUGAAGGAACGCUGUCCAUAUUGACCAGCCCCCACGUACUGAGUUAAGGGUUUUGCUUUUGAAACGUAUUUGUAAUUAAAUUUGCAAAUGUUUAUACGAUUAGGAAUCUUAAUACUUUUCUACCGAAGCUUUUUCGUUCACUUUGGCUCUUCCGUGAGCAUCAAUUAAUACUUGUGAUUAUUUCCUCUACUAAAGUGUCAGUAGUGGAAUAUCUUAGAGAUGCAAAAAAGAACUUCCUUGAUGUUCUUCCUGGGCAGAGCUGUUGUGUCCCACAGGAUUGUUCCAUUGCUCCCAGCAAUGUUGGCUGAUGCUUUCAUGGGAUAGAAAUGUAAGUAGGGGGUGAAAACGUUACCAUCUGGGUAAUAUUUGAGGUUUAGUACCAAAAGAGGAGCGAUUCCUUAAGGGUUUUAUCCUGAAAAACUGGUGAUGAACUGGUUGAAUGGGAGCCCUUGGAAAAGGAGGGAUGUUUCCUUCUCUGUGAGGUGAACUACAGAGUGAGCCAGAGCUGAAAAAACAUCCAGAUGUCACUGGUUUAGACAUCUUGGAUUAUAGGUGAGGUAAGGGAGUCCCUCUUUGCCACAUCUCCCCUUUCAGAGUUCUGUGCUCUAAAUGUUCCCAUUUUUCCAUGGUCCUGGGUAAACCUCCUGGAGGAAAGGGUCCCGAGAGCAAUGGCUGUUCCAGUGGGGACAGCAUUCCCAGCCACUUCCAGGGUUUUCUUCCCAAGGCAUCGGCAAUGAUCAAAGGGGCGGCAAAGACAGCAAGUGCACCUUGGACUCUGUGCUGGGAUUUGUCCCCCAGAUUCUUUAGAGGGUGCUCAGCCAUUGGAAUGGGCUGCCCAGGGAAGUGGUGGAUUCUCCAUCCCUGGAGGUGUUUAAGGACAGACUGGA
Molecule: messenger RNA, 4132 nt
Organism: Corapipo altera (White-ruffed manakin)
Lineage: Eukaryota; Metazoa; Chordata; Aves; Passeriformes; Pipridae
Gene: MORC3
Product: MORC family CW-type zinc finger 3
Exons: 17
Coding region: 12-3074 (1020 amino acids)
Cellular component (GO): nucleus; PML body
Molecular function (GO): ATP hydrolysis activity; zinc ion binding
Source: RefSeq, a predicted model, not a curated record